Molecule: messenger RNA, 2050 nt
Organism: Coffea eugenioides
Lineage: Eukaryota; Viridiplantae; Streptophyta; Magnoliopsida; Gentianales; Rubiaceae
Product: chaperone protein dnaJ 10
Exons: 11
Coding region: 349-1542 (397 amino acids)
Source: RefSeq, a predicted model, not a curated record
AGUCAACACGACGGAUUCGAAGGUCAAGGGCGCUUGCAAUUUCCACCUUCUGGGAUACUCCCAUUUAUGACGUGCCAUGGCGUUGAGAGAUUGAGAUAUAACAUCAUCCAAGUUUAUACUUUAUACCGCGUUUCUGCAACUUCAGUCUCUUCCGCCUCUUCGAUCAAGCCAGCUUAGCUCUCACUUCAGUUGCAACAUCGUGCUGAUAGUUCAUUCACCUGCCGUUUGACGACGCCAGCAACUUCUCAGUGUUCUGAUUUCCGUACCCCACCCAUCCUAGGAGAAGUGAUUUGGUGUAAUCGGCUAGGUCAAUCGGGAGAAGAACACAGAAAAAAUCGCUUCAAGACGAUGGUGAAGGAGACGGAAUACUACGACGUUUUGGGGGUUAGCCCCGCCGCAACUGAAGCUGAAAUUAAGAAAGCUUAUUACAUUAAGGCACGACAGGUUCAUCCAGAUAAAAAUCCAAAUGACCCUCAAGCAGCCCAAAAUUUCCAGGUUUUGGGAGAGGCUUACCAAGUGCUGAGUGAUCCUGCCCAACGACAGGCUUACGAUAAUUAUGGGAAAUCAGGAAUUUCAACUGAAGCUAUAAUUGAUCCUGCAGCAAUAUUUGCCAUGCUUUUCGGAAGUGAGCUUUUUGAAGAAUACAUUGGUCAGCUCGCCAUGGCAUCAAUGGCUUCAUUGGAUAUUUUCACCGAAGGUGAAGAUUUUGAUGCUAAAAAGCUGCAAGAAAAAAUGAGGGUUGUUCAAAAGGAAAGAGAAGAGAAGCUUGCUGAAAUAUUAAAGGAUAGAUUGAAUCUUUAUGUACAAGGAAAUAAAGAAGACUUCGUUUGUCAUGCUGAAGGUGAAGUGUCAAGGCUUUCUAAUGCAGCUUACGGUGUUGAUAUGUUGAAUACAAUUGGGUAUAUAUAUGCAAGGCAGUCAGCUAAAGAGUUGGGGAAGAAGGCAAUAUAUCUGGGUGUGCCAUUUAUUGCUGAGUGGUUCAGAAAUAAAGGCCAUUUUAUUAAGUCCCAAGUAACGGCAGCAACAGGUGCAAUUGCUUUGAUUCAGCUACAAGAGGAUAUGAAACGACAGCUCAGUGCGGAAGGAAACUACACUGAAGAAGAGCUUGAGGAAUACAUGCAAUCCCACAAGAAGUUGAUGAUUGAUUCGCUCUGGAAGCUUAAUGUUGCUGAUAUUGAAGCCACGCUCUCCCGUGUUUGUCAGAUGGUUCUACAAGACAACAAUGUAAAGAAAGAGGAACUCCGUGCACGAGCCAAGGGUUUGAAAACCCUGGGAAAAAUUUUUCAGAGGGCCAAGUUGGCGAAUGAAAAUGAAACUGAAAUGGCAACAAAAAGUCCACUACACAAAUUGAAUGGUGGUGACCCAGUGUAUGAUGCCUUUUCUGUGAAUACAUCGGCAAGAUCCUCAAAUACUGAUGAUCUACCUGCAACUCCUUUUGUACAGCAGAGCCCAUAUGUGGAGGCUCCUCAGUUCUCAGGUGGCCAAUACACCUACAAUUUCCCGAUGCCAACAGCACCACCUGGUGCUCAGAGACAUGUAUAAGCUUGCCGGAGGGUGGACUUACAGUAUCUGAUGUAUGUAUUAUCCAUAUGGUGCUAGCAAUUUGGAUUUUUUUUUGUUCAGCGUUCUAAAAUUCUCCAUAUUGGGGUACUUGCUGUUAAAAUGGUGUAGUGUAUAUGAACCACUGAUUCAGAGCCUGGUGAGUGGACUGAGAUGUUGAUAAUGGUUGUUAUUGUUUUUGUGUUUAUCCUUUGUACGAAGGCGGGCUGCAGUCCUGCUGAUGUGCCAGCAUUUUUUUUGGCCAGUUGCAAAUUUGUGAUGUAUCUCGUGUUUGCUGUAGCUCUUAUUUCAUGCAAAAGGCUUGGCAAUCGGGCACCUCCCCCCAGGGCCCAGGCCCAGGGGCAUAUGGGCAUGGACCAAGAAGAAAAGUGAAAAACAGAAAAGAAAGAGGGAGAGAGAGAGAGAGGAAAGAAAAAUUUUCACAGGUUCUUAAUUCUGAACAGCUUUGCUUCUGUACUGUUGCCUUGACAGUCCAGGCAUAUUUUGAGAA